Messenger RNA from Choloepus didactylus (southern two-toed sloth), 2398 nucleotides. RefSeq names its product HtrA serine peptidase 3 (gene HTRA3). The record is from RefSeq and is a predicted model, not a curated record. Bases 36 to 1484 code for a protein of 482 amino acids. Gene Ontology annotation, biological process: proteolysis. Gene Ontology annotation, molecular function: protein binding; serine-type endopeptidase activity. Gene Ontology annotation, cellular component: extracellular region. Lineage: Eukaryota; Metazoa; Chordata; Mammalia; Pilosa; Megalonychidae. The transcript has 9 exons.
GCGCCCGCCUGAGCCCCGGCCCGGCCCGCUGGCUGAUGCGGCCCCCCGCUGGACCCCUGCGCAGGCGCCCGGCGGCCCCCGGCAGGUCCCCCGCGCUGCCGCCCGCCGCCGUCCCGUGCGCCAUGCAGGCGCGGGCGCUGCUCCUGGCCGCGCUGGCCGCGCUGGCGCUGGCCCGGGAGCCCCCGGCGACGUCGUGCUCGGCGCGCUGCGACGUCUCUCGGUGCCCGAGUCCCCGCUGCCCCGGCGGCUACGUGCCCGACCUCUGCAACUGCUGCCUAGUGUGCGCCGCCAGCGAGGGCGAGCCCUGCGGCCGCCCGGUCGACUCGCCGUGCGGGGACAGUCUGGAGUGCACGCGCGGCGUGUGCCGCUGCCGCUGGGCGCACGCCGUGUGCGGCACCGACGGGCACACCUAUGCCAACGUGUGCGCGCUGCAGGCGGCCAGCCGCCGCGCGCUGCAGCUCUCCGGGACGCCCGUGCGCCAGCUACAGAAGGGCGCCUGCCCGUCGGGUCUCCACCAGCUGACCAGCCCGAGGUUCAAGUUCAACUUCAUCGCCGAUGUGGUGGAGAAGAUCGCGCCGGCCGUGGUCCACAUCGAGCUCUUCCUGAGACACCCACUGUUUGGCCGCAACGUGCCCCUGUCCAGCGGCUCGGGCUUCAUCAUGUCGGAGUCUGGCUUGAUCGUCACCAACGCCCACGUGGUGUCCAGCACCAACACCGUCUCAGGCCGGCAGCAGCUCAAGGUGCAGCUGCAGAAUGGGGACACCUACGAGGCCGCCAUCCAAGACAUCGACAAGAAAUCCGACAUCGCCACCAUCAAGAUCCACCCCAAGAGGAAGCUCCCCGCACUGCUGCUGGGCCACUCGGCUGACCUGAGGCCCGGGGAGUUCGUGGUGGCCAUCGGCAGCCCCUUCGCCCUGCAGAACACGGUCACCACCGGCAUCGUCAGCACGGCCCAGCGGGACGGCAAGGAGCUGGGCCUGCGCGACUCGGACAUGGACUUCAUCCAAACGGACGCCAUCAUCAACUACGGGAACUCCGGGGGACCCCUGGUGAACCUGGAUGGAGAGGUCAUCGGCAUCAACACGCUCAAGGUGGCGGCGGGCAUCUCCUUCGCCAUCCCCGCCGACCGCAUCGCCCGCUUCCUCACCGAGUUCCAGGACAAGCAGGUCAAAGACUGGAAGAAGCGCUUCAUCGGCAUCCGGAUGCGGACCAUCACCCCGAGUUUGGUGGAAGAGCUAAAGGCCAGCAACCCAGACUUCCCGGCUGUCAGCAGUGGAAUUUAUGUGCAAGACGUUGUUCCAAAUUCCCCUUCUGAGAGAGGCGGCAUCCAGGACGGCGACGUCAUCGUCAAGGUCAACGGGCGCGCCCUGGCCGACUCGAGCGAGCUGCAGGAGGCGGUGCUCACCGAGUCCCCUCUGCUGCUGGAGGUGCGGCGCGGCAACGACGACCUGCUCUUCAGCAUCGCGCCUGAGGUGGUCGUGUGACGCGGGGCCGCGCCCAGCCGGAGCGCGCAGGGAGCACCCCGGGGCCUCCGGGCGCAGCCGCGCGUCUCCCUCCGGGCCGGGGCCAGGACGCGGGACCGCGUCGGUCCUCAGCAGACCCGGCAGCGCCCUCCGGGGCGGCCCAGGGGGCCCGACCCUAGCCUGGGCUGGUGGCGAGUCCCGAGAUCGGGGCCCCCGCGGGGCACGAUGUCCCCUUGUAUAACCCAUCCCAAGGGUUGCCUGUCAGGGCACGGAUGCCUGGAAACUCCUUCUGGGGCUCCCGGAAAGCCAUCCUCCCCCAUCUUCCUGCCUUUGCCCCUGUUGAUAUGUCCCUCAGAGAUGCCCCUGCCCGUGCCCCACCCUCCCCACAGCCCGCCUCACCACCUGGGCCUCAGGUCCCAAGUUUCGCCCUCUGGGAGCCCCCUGAACCCCUGAAUAGCUGUCCUGGUCCCCAUGACCCCGUUGUGUGACCAGGGCUGUCCGCCCUACCCAACUGGAGUCUCCAGACAGGGGAGCCCUUCCCGACUCCUCUUUGGUGCCAGUGAAUGGCCCCAGGGACCCCCGAGUUCUGCCGGUCCCCCCCCUCCCCGAGGGAACGAGGCUGAAGAGAGGGGAGCAGGUCCCUCCUAGACACGAGCCUGGGGCCAGCGCCAAGGAAGCUGGACCUGCAGGGGCUGCAAGGACUGAGCCGGCUUCACCCCCACCCACACCCUGCACAGGUCUGGGAUGGAGCACCCCAUUCUCUCAGCGGCCCCCAGGAGCCUCGGGAGGUUCCUGGGGAGGCACCUGCUCUCUCCGGUGGGGGGACGUGGGUGUCUGGAGGUCUGUUUGUGAGCUUUGCUGUAAAGUCCAUUCACCGUGUUGCUUGUACUGUAUGUUUCUCUACUGUAUGGAAAUUAAAGUUUUGAAGCAAAUGA